Antrostomus carolinensis (chuck-will's-widow) is the source of this 2274-nucleotide messenger RNA. RefSeq names its product anoctamin-4-like. Lineage: Eukaryota; Metazoa; Chordata; Aves; Caprimulgiformes; Caprimulgidae. Gene Ontology annotation, biological process: chloride transmembrane transport. Gene Ontology annotation, molecular function: intracellularly calcium-gated chloride channel activity; protein dimerization activity. Gene Ontology annotation, cellular component: plasma membrane. The record is from RefSeq and is a predicted model, not a curated record.
AUGUGGCCAGCAUGUGCCAUACAGGCUCCAGGAAGCAGCAGGAGCACGCGUGAGAGGUUCCGAAUGGGGAGCAGCAGAGGGGAGAAGAGGUGCCACAGGAGGGGUCUGCAGGUGCACAGUGCACAGCUGAUGGUUCGCUGUCACCCUGCAGCAAACUCAGCCUGGAGACCAGGGCAUUGCAUCUGCAAAGCUCUGAGGGACUAUCAAGCCCCUUUCAGUCCUCUUCAUUGGGAGAAACAGUUCCAGGAUACACGAUUUAAUUUAAUUUCCAUAUUGUUAAUAAAGGGUGCAUGUGCUUGUCUUCCACAAAGUGUAGUUGUGUCUGCACACCUGGGAAUAGCAUUAAGCUUGCGGCAGGACCAUUGUCCGCAGAUUCAGAAGCGUUCUGAUGCUGUUGGCCCUCUUGCAAUCGGACUGCUUCGUUGGAAAAAUCCAUAUGUGUAUGGGAACCUUCACCUCCCUCUCACCUUCUCUGAAGAUGCCUAUGUUCCUGUAUUUCAAUAUUUUGCUACACAAAAUGACUUAUCAUAUCCAUUAUCCUGCCCAGCUUCACUUUCUAUCACUCCAGUGCCUUCUUACAGCAGUAGUAGUCAAGAAACUUUGAGUCAAGACUCUACAGGUAUAAGUUUAUCUAUUCAUGGGGCUGAAAAACGUGUGCAAAUCUGUCAAAGAAGAACUGCAGCAAGCUACCCAGUGUCACAGUGUCUGCCUGUGGUUGGACAUCCUUCACUCCCACAAGUCAGAAGGUCAAUAAAAAUGGAAGCCUCAUCUUCUGGAUCUAGUAUUUCAGCAGUCACUGGUGGAAAAGCAAAAACCCAUCAGCCAGAAGGAAGAGAGGAUUUACAGGUUAACCGGCUGGAAACGCAAAUAUGGAUAAAACCAGACAUACAGAAGACAGAUAUGGACUUUUCAGAAAUUCUUAAUGCAAUACAAGAAAUAGCUAAGGAUGUCAACAUUUUUUUUGAUGAAUUGGAAGGUGUGAACAGUCCUUCCAAAGAUGAUGACUCCCUACUUCACCAUGGUAAUUUGACCAGUACUUCUGAUGAUGCCAGCAGGUUGGAAGUUGUGGGAGAGGAAGUACCUGAUAAAAACAAAUUAAAUGGACUGUAUUUUAGAGAUGGGAAAUGUCGUAUUGACUACAUCCUGGUAUACAGAAAAUCUAAUCCACAAACAGAAAAGAGGGAAGUAUUUGAGAGAAAUAUCAGAGCAGAAGGCCUUCAAAUGGAAAAAGAGUCAUCUCUAACAAACAGUGAUAUCAUCUUUGUGAAGUUGCAUGCCCCUUGGGAGGUCCUGGGCAAAUAUGCUGAACUAAUGAAUGUAAGAAUGCCUUUCAGGCCCUUUAACCCCUUCAAUGCUGGAGCCCCCUGCAUACUUGUGCGCUGCUGUUUUUUAAAUGGACAUUUCAUUGAAAUCAAUGGGAGGUCGAGAAGAUCCAGGAGAAAAAUCUAUUACCUGCACCGCCGAUACAAGUUCAUGAAUAGGAUCGAGAAACAAAUAAGCAGGUUUCGAGGAUGGUUGCCUAGAAAGCCAAUGAAACUGGACAAGGACACACUACCAGAUCUGGAGGAGAAUGACUGCUAUACUGCUCCAUUCAGCCAACAAAGGAUCCAUCACUUCAUCAUACACAACAAAGAUACUUUCUUUAAUAAUGCUACAAGAAGUAGGAUUGUACACCAUAUCUUGCAAAGAGUGAAAUAUGAAGAAGGGAAAAACAAAAUUGGUCUGAAUCGAUUGCUCAGUAAUGGCUCCUAUGAAGCUGCAUUUCCUCUUCAUGAGGGAAGUUACAGAAGUAAGAAUUCAAUAAGAACCCAUGGGGCAGAAAACCACAGACACCUGCUCUAUGAGUGCUGGGCUUCCUGGGGAGUGUGGUAUAAAUACCAACCACUAGACCUUGUGAGACGGUACUUUGGUGAGAAAAUUGGGCUGUACUUUGCCUGGUUAGGCUGGUACACAGGGAUGCUCUUCCCAGCUGCCUUCAUUGGAUUGUUUGUAUUUUUGUAUGGAGUCACCACUUUGAACCACUGCCAAGUCAGUAAAGAAGUCUGCCAGGCAACAGAUAUAAUAAUGUGUCCUAUAUGUGAUAAAUACUGUCCCUUCAUGAGGUUGUCGGACAGCUGCAUUUAUGCCAAGGUAACCCACCUUUUUGACAAUGGAGCUACUGUAUUUUUUGCUGUUUUCAUGGCAGUGUGGGCAACUGUUUUUCUGGAGUUUUGGAAAAGAAGGCGAGCAGUAAUUGCUUAUGACUGGGACUUAAUAGACUGGGAAGAAGAAGAG